AUGGAAUAUCAUCAACGAAAUGGUGACGAUAAUUAUUCAACAUUGACAUUGAGUCAACCUGUCAAUUCUUUAUCGUCGACAUCAUCAGUUACAUCUAUAUUAGAUUCAACAUCAAAUACUACUGCACUUAUGAUAUCAAAACAGUCGAAUAUCAAUAUUGAUCGUUCAAUAAAUCGAACUCGAUCAUGGCGUAAACGAUAUUAUCAACAACAAAAACAAAUGGAACAUAGUAUUUCAUCACAUUCAACAGCAACACAUACAAGUGUAUCUCAUACUACUGCUACUACAACAAUAAUGGAACAAAUUGAAAAUCAAGAAAAAUCUUUACAAAAAUUUUCUAAAUUACAAAAACAAGAAGCUCGACCAUUAGGUACUUGUGUACGUAAAUGUGAACAAUGUCGACAACUUAAACAUAUUCUCUUAGCUGAAUGUACUAUAUGUUUUCGAAUGAUGGAUAUUGAUCUCAAGGAUUGUAAAUGUCAAAUGUUUACAAAUAAAAAUAUGUCUAAUUAUUUUACUUGUUCUAUAUGUAAUAAUGAAUUAACACUCGAAGGAUAUAUUAUUUGUGCUAAUCGAACAUGUCAAACAACAUUAUCGACAUUAUUAAAUAAAGAAAAUACAAUUGAAACUCUAUCAAAAUUAAUACCUUCUGCUAUUAUUACUGAUAUAUAUUAUCCUAAAUCAAUGUAUAGAACAGUUGCUAUACAAAUUAAUACAUUAGUCCAUCUACCACCACUUCAACGAUUUUUAUCAAUUCUAAAUGAUAAUGAAAAUGAAAUAUCAUUAUCAUCAUCGGAAUGUUUAGAUACAUUUCAUAUGAGUAUUGAUAGUAGUGUUGGUGCACCAUUAAAUAAUAUUGCAACUGCAUUCAAUUCAAAUCAACCAACAAAAUUAGCUAUUCAAUCUGAACACAAUUUAACAAAUAAUUUAGAAUUUGUCGAAACACCAAAAUUACCAAAAUGUUUAGCUAUAAUGAAUGCUCAUAAACGUCAUGAUCGUCUGUCAACAUUACUUACACUUCAAAAAAAUCAAAUAUGUCAAACAAAAUUAUCUUGUCUAAGAGAUAUUAAUGAAAUGAUUCAAUCCGAAGAUAUAUCCAAUGUAACUAUUAUACAGACUAAUAAUCCAACUAAAAUUGAACGUCAAAUUCAAGUUGAUACAAUUAAAGGACAUUUUGAUGAUUUAUGUCAGAUUCGUAUUGAAACAAUUGAUGAAAGAAUUUUACAUGCACUUAUCGAUGGAGAUGGACAACGAUGGUCCAAGUUUAUUGAACAAUUGAUCAAUGAACAAUCACAUUCUUCACUUAGUGAAAUAGCACAACAAUUACUUGAUACUGUUGAACGUUUACAUACUACUCAAAAAUUAAAUAGUUUAACAACAGGUCAAUUACAACGAAAAAUUCGUUAUGCAAUGUCUUAUUUUAAAUCUUUGGAUGAACGUUUAUAUUCACAAAAUAAUCUUAAAACAACAAGAAACAAUCGUUCAUCAGUUUUAAAAUCAAAACAGAAUACUGUAUGUAAUGGUAGAGUGGAUAUGGCAGUAACAGUAAGACAAAUUGAUAAACGUCAUAAUCAACAAUCUGAAAUAUCAUCGGAACAAAAUUGGAAACAAUAUGUUGAUCGUUUAUUUGAUCAAGGAUAUUCCGCGAAUGAAAUUCAACAGUUAUUACAUGAUGCAGCUAAAUCAACUACUCAAUGUGAUAAUCAACGUUUACAAGAUGUUUUUAAUUAUAUUCAUACGAAAGCAAAACAACAAAGAAAAGUAAAAACAACAUCCUCAGGUAUUGAAUUUAUUUCAACUUUAACACAAACAAAACCAGAGAUACAUCAAGAAUUUCAAUCGACUAACUUGUUUCAAAGAACUAAAACAAAGGGUAGUCAUGAUAGAAUAUUAACAGAUAAACAAAAAAUAUCGAAUGAAUCUUCACCUAUCGUUAAUGAUAAAGAUCAAAGUUCUAUUAAAAAGAGAAAAUUCAGUUCUCCAAUGACAUUACUGAACAGUAGUUUAAUUGAACCAGAUAUUAUUCAAGUGGAAUUAUCUAAGAAUACAUCCAUUAUUGAUUUGACAAUCAAUGAGAAAGAACAUAGAGAUACAAGUGUAACCAAUACGGAACAAACUACACAAAAAGAAAAAAAUCAUGAUCAAGAAUUCGAUAGUGAAAAUAUUACCAACCCUUUUAUACAACGAACAAGUCAGAUUGAAGAACUAGACAGAUCUCAAAUAUCCAUAACUAAUGAAACAACUAGCUUUCAUAGUGUGAAAAAUUCUUCAACUAUUGCCAUAUCUACAUCAGAUCAAUCAGAUGAUAUUCCUUUGACAAGUCUAGUAGAGAAAUACGAUUAUGCAUUGCAUGACGUUCAAGAUACUCUUAAUAUUGAUAUUCAAUCCAAAAUAAAUCAUUUAAUUCAGAUUUUUGAAUCAAAUAUUAUUCAUCAUGAUAGUCUUGAACUUUUGAUGAAACAAUACACUGGACUUUUGGGUAAUGAAAAGGAAGCUAUUGUAUUACAACUAGAAAAAAAUCAUUAUGAAGAAUUAGACAAAGAAAUAUCUCAUACAUUAACUCAUUUACAAACAUAUGAACAAAUAAUUACACCAUUCACAAUAAACAAAGAAGAUCCAUUAUUUAAUCGACAUAUCUCAAAUAAUGUUGCCCUUAUUUCCGAUGUUCCAAUUUUACCACAAAAAAUUGAAGAAAACAUUCAACAGUCUAUAGAAUCAUCACAGUCAACUCUUGAUUUAGAACAACAAACUAUCGUAUCAGAAUAUCAAGAAACAGCUAGUCUUAUUCGAUGCCAUCCUAUACCAUACACAUCCUUAAACGAACAAAUUUCAAGUGAAACAUUCAAACAAGUACUUAUCAAGUCGAGAGAACAGAUUCCACUAGAGACAAACGAUCUGGAUAAAGACUUCAUAAUCACAACUAAGAAUGAUUUUAAUACUAUAUCGAACAUAUCUUCAAAAACAGAAAACGAUUUACAUGAUGAUCAAGUACCAACGAAAUGGUUGAAUGCACUGUUUUCAAAAAUAUCUGAUAAUGCCAGUAGUACAACCAAUAUUGUUCCAACAUUAUCAUCUUUAUUGGUUAGUGAUCGAAUCAAGAUUGAUACGAAUGAUAAACAAAGCAUACUAUAUCAUGCAGAUAUUAUCUUAAUAAAAGAAGAACAUACUCUCUCAAUGAUUGUUCCAGAAUACGGUUCCUCUAAACUUCAUGAACAAUUUGAACCAACUGAAAUAAAAAUUAUAGAAAUGACGACAACAGAAAUACCCUCGAAACAAAUUCUAAAUUUAGAAGAUCAGUUACCACCGUUUUAUGAAAAGAAAAGUAAUGAUAAUAUUUUCAACGAAGAACAACAAUCUACUUCUUUUGCUAUUAUUAUUGAUGAACCACAAUUGCUAGUCACUGAAUCUAUAACUCAUUCAGAUAUGGAAUUAUCAAAUCAAAUACAUCAAGAUACUCAAUCGUUGCAAAGUCUAUUUGUUGAUAGUGAAAGUGAUAAAAAAAUAUCACCUAUUUUAGCUAUUGAAGAUACAAUGGUAAAUUCAUCAUUGUCCAUCGAUGAGAAUGAUAAUCAAGAUUUAAUAGAAACAAAUGAAUCUAGUACAUAUAUUAACUAUGCACCUCAUUCUUCUUACGUCGACACAUCAAUGUUUAGUAAACAUCCAUUUCGAGCUACUUCAAUAAUAUUCAAACACGAUAAUAGAAUUAAUCGAUCUCAACUACCAGUUUUAACACAAUAUUUUAACGUACCCGAUAUAAUACAAUCUAAUUCUCUGUUAACUCAUUUACGUGAUCAAACUGAUAGUAUUUCAUUUAAAGAAUCAAUUCUCAAUGAUAAUUCUACGUCAGAUUUAAAAGAACACUUACCAAUCGAUUUUGAAGAUCAAAACAACGUAACGAAUUUAUUACAUUAUGAUAAAGAUAAAAAACUAUCGAAUGAAACAAUCAAUAAUACAAUUUCAGAUGAAUUUCAAAUGACUAUUAUUUUAGCAUUGAAUCAUCAUAUUACACAACAAUCAACAAAUACAAUGCUUUCUCCAUCACAAACUCCGAAAAGUGAAAAUAUCAAAUACAAAAAAUUAGAUACACCAUUACCUUCUUCUCUAGAACCAUCUUCAUUUCCAUCAAAUCUGAUAUCGAAAGAAAAUGAGUUAGUAGUCGAACAUGACAAUAUUCCAAAUUUGCUCGAUAAAGAAUCAUCUAGUAACAAAUCAGUAACACCAUUGGUGAAAACAACUUCAAUAGAUACAGACGAGAGAUCUCAGAAAUCUAUAACCGAUGCACAUGCACUUUCAGUUGAUGAUAUUCAUAAAGAAGACUUAACGAACAAGUUAAUUCGUAGUAAUGAUGAUUUGCAAAAUGAACAUAUUGUCUCUAAGAAGCCAUCAAAAGAAUCAGUUUCAUUCAAUGAUACAAAUCAUGUAUCAUCAUCAUUCUCAAAAAGUACAGAAAACUUCAGUAUUGAUAAAACAGAUAAUCAACAUUCGAAGAUUAAAUUAACAAUUAAUAAAACAUUUUCUCGACCAAAAAUAGAUAUUGAAGAUAUUCGAAGUCCACCUAUCACAACAUCGCAUUCUUCUUUUACAUCAACUACUUCUAUUACUAAUCCUGACAUGAAAUUGAGGCAGACUCAAAUGAUUCCUGAAAAUACAGAAAAAUCUUCUUCAGAUGAAAAUAGUGUUGAAUCCGAACGCGUGAAUAGUAGAGAUAACAGUUCAAAAGAAGCACCAAACAUUCAAUCAUCAUCUCAAUUCGAGCAAAGGUUUACAAUUAGUGAAAUUCAUUUAAAAAUGUAUAAUCUUAUUUUAUUUUACAGUCUUCGUGACAAAGAUUAUCAAUUGGAAAAGAUAAAAUCUUUAACAAAUGAAAAUUCAAGUCAACAGUUGUUACCAUCUAUCUAUACAAUGGACAAUCAUAGCGAUAUGAACGAUAUUAAACAUGAAGAAAAAAAUCAAGACCAAUUACAUCAUCAUGAAUCUAAACGAGUCGAUUCACUUUCUUCAACAAAGAAACGAUCAAUAAUGUCAACUACGAUUACUACAUUACCAUCAUCUACAAUCAAUGAUAAUAUACAAGAUCAGAAUUCAAAAUUCUAUGUUUCUUCUUUAGAAAAUAAAAACGAUAUAUCAAUAUCAAAUUAUAUAUUACCUACGUCAGCAAAAGAAACUCAAGGAUUGAAUAAUAUAUCUUCAGUCAAUCUUAUUCACAUGAAUAAUUUGAUCUCUGACAAAUUCGAUGAUUCACAGAAACAUCCAUUAUCUUUGAGUAAUUCAUUAGUUCGUAAUCAUACAUCUUCACCAUCAACAAGAAAGCUCUUAUCAAAACGUUCUUCACUCAAACAAACUUCAAAUACUGUUCAGCCAAUAAGACCAAAUACAAUAUUAUCUAUAACAGACGUAAGCACAUCUUCAAGUAAUACAACUACUACCAAUCAUUUACCAAGUACACAAUCAACAUUCAGUGAUCAGAAAGAAAUUAUACCAAUACAAAACACAAAUAAGAAAAAUUACUCUAAAGAUGAAAUUAAAGAAACAUCAGAUUCUAUUACUAAACGUAAAAUAUUAAGAAAAACAUCGCGAUCAAUACAAAAUCAAUCAUAUACAUAUUCAAAAUCAAAAGAAAAAGAUAUCGAAAAAACAAAGAAGAAAUUUACAAAUAAUAAUUUGCUAACAAAUUCCGAUCUUACAUAUGAUAGUGAACAAGGAUCUGAUGCAUGGAUGCCAAGUCAAGAGGAUAUUAGUCAAAUUCUUAUAAUUGAUGAACAAGAUGAAAAAAAUUCACAAAUUCAUAAACUAUAUAUGAAAAAACAAAAUAAAAAUCGAAUGAUUACUGAAUCACAAUUAAUGCCAUUUAAUUUAAAAGCACGUGGUGAUCAUCAAGCUUAUACUAUAGAUUCUUCGAAAUUACCAAGUAUAGAACAAUCAUGUGGUGAACAUCAAAUGAAAAAAUUAUCAAAUGAUCCUUUUCGUCGACCUAUGAUUCGUCUUCCAGUAACACAAAUUGAAAAAUUUGAAUGUGGAACUAUUGGACCUCAUCAUCAUUCAUCUUCAAUUGCUCGUCAAUUAUUUUAUUUACCAUCGAUUCAUGUUCGUCAUCAAUCAUCUUCUCAAUUGUAUCAAACAAAUGAAUCACUUACUCAUCGUUUUUAUCGUCUUAUGUCAUCAGAAAAAAAUGAUGAUAAACAAGCAUUUGAAUCAAUAAUCAAUUGGCAACAACAACAACAACAUCACAUAUCUAAAACUGAACAAAAUAAAUACCAAUAUAUGUAUUUAUUAGAUCCGUCAAUAGGAAAUAGAGUACGUGGUAGACAAUAUCCAAUAUUAACUGAUGAAAUUGAUUUAAUUGAUGAUCCAAAUGCAUGUACUAUUGUAAAUAAAUGGGCUUUUGCUGAUUUAGUCAAUAAUGAACGAGAAAAAUAUCGACAAACAUCAUUAGAUACUAUUAAAAAAUCUUCAAAACGAUUAGAUUCAAAUAAAAAUAUUCAAAUAUAUUUACGAAAACGUCCAUUGACACAAUUUGAACAGAAUGUAUUUAAAGAAGUUGAUAUUAUAAGUAUUAUUGAUUCUCAAACAAUGCUCCUUCAUAUACCAUCGAUAACUGUUGAUAAUCAAGUAUUUAUUAAAAAUCGAAUAUUUAAAUGUGAUCAAACAUUUGAUGAAUAUUGUCAAAUAAAUUCUAUUUAUCAUUCAACUCUUUCUCCAUUACUCGAUAAAGCACUUGAUAAUAGCAAAUGUUUAUGUCUAAUUGGUGGUGGAAAAUAUUCGGGUAAAACAUCACUUCUUCGUUCUUUAAUUGAUUUAUUUGGAUUUGAUUUAAUUCAUCUUUUAUCAACCUAUGAUAUUUAUAUAAAAUUACUUGGUAUAUGUCAUAAUCGAAUUGUUGAUCUUUUACAAAAUUAUUCUCCAAUACGUUUAUUAAAAUCAAUGAAUUGGACAUUAAUACCCAAUGAUGAAUUUCAUGUUAAAACUGAUCAUGAUAUUGAUUAUAUUGUAUGUCAAAUAAAAAAACGUCGUCGUUUUAUUCAUCAAUUGAUACAAAUUAAUUUUUAUCAAAAAGAUCAAUCGAUUAUUGUAGGUUCUUUAAUGAUUGUUAUAUUAGCAUCAUCUCAAUAUAUUUAUUCACGAAAUUUAUGUUCAUAUAGAAGAAGAUUUUUAAUUAAUUCAUUAAAUAAAACUAUAUUAUCAUUGAAAAGAGCAUUAUUAGGUAUUCGACAAAAUCCAGAUCGAAUUCGGACAGCAUUUAAUAAUGAUAUUUUAACUCGAUUAAUUCAACCAUAUAUAUUUCAUGAACGAUCAAAUAUUUAUUAUAUUGGAACAAUUAAUCCAGGUCAUCGACAUCGUAUUGCAACAAAAUCAACACUUGAAUUUGCUCGAAAUCUUCGUUUUUGUUUAAAACGUAUUAAUAAACGACGUCAAAAACAAGCAAAAUUAUCUCACAUUAUUAGUAAUGAUAAUGAUGAUAAAUUUUAG
Molecule: messenger RNA, 7467 nt
Organism: Adineta steineri
Lineage: Eukaryota; Metazoa; Rotifera; Eurotatoria; Adinetida; Adinetidae
Source: the annotation of a GenBank genome assembly